This is a messenger RNA of Eimeria necatrix, 153 nucleotides long. RefSeq lists its product as hypothetical. The coding region runs from base 1 to 153 and encodes 50 amino acids. NCBI's taxonomy places the organism in Eukaryota, Apicomplexa, Conoidasida, Eucoccidiorida, Eimeriidae. The transcript has a single exon. The record is from RefSeq and is a predicted model, not a curated record.
AUGGAGACCGCAGCAGCAGCAGCAGCAGUAGCCAGCGUGUGCAGCAGCAGCAGCAGCAGCAGCAGCAGCAGCAGCAGCAGCAACAGCCACCAGCGUGUGCAGCAGCAGCAAGAGCACGGGAGACAGCAGCCCCGUCAGCUUGAGCAAACGUAG